AUGACCCCAAUGCAGCGGUUCAUGCUCGUCGUAGCGCUCUGUGCCUACGCCGGCCACACUGGACGCAGUCUCUGUCAACAACACGCCCAAUUGCAGCGAAGCCGUCCUCGUCUCCAUUGGUUGGCCGUCGUGCGCGCCGCUCUCAAGUACACGUCCAUCGGGCAGCUCAUUGCCAGCUCCGAGUACCUCUUGUGUCUCCUGAAGCCGCUGCUGGUCCUCCGACUCAGUCGGUUGCUGCUAUGGACACCUCGCGGGUGUCGCGUCAACCGCUGCUAUGGAGACCACAAGCGCCAGCGACUCGACAUCUACGGCAUCGAAGGAGGAACGAACAAGCCAGUGCUGGUGUUCCUGCACGGAGGCGCGUGGUCUUACGGCCACAAGUGGCAGUACGCUCUGGUCGGACAGUACCUGGCCACACACGGCUUCCUGGUGGCGAUCGUGAGCUACAGGACGUUUCCUCAUGGCUCAGUGGUGGAGAUGGUCGAAGACAUUGAGAACGCCGUGCUCUGGGUUGCCGAGCGCUCGCAGUCGCUUGGUGGGGAUCGCCACCGGCUCUUCGUGAGCGGCCACUCGUCCGGUGGACACGUCGGAGCGUUGGCUUUGGUCAAGUCGGCUCUCCGUCUCGCUAGCAGUGACAAGAAGACUGGUUCGAGAAAGGAGAUUGCGAACUCCGUGCGUGGAUUCAUUGGCCUCGCGGCGCCGUACGACAUCUCCGAUCAUUACAUUUUCGAGAGCGAACGCGUCAUGGGACCGCUGAACGGAGUGCACGGCAUUUCGUCCAUGAAGCCUGCCAUGCUGGGCGUGGACAACUUCAAAAAGUACAGUCCGACAGCGCAACUCGAAGAGGCGAAACACGUCGACUUUUCGCUCCCCCCGUUCUACCUCCUGCAUGGAGACAAUGACACGGUCGUUCCCCCGAGCUCGUCGAUAAAGCUCGCGCGUGUCAUGACAGAAGCGGGUCAAGUUGCCGAGUACUGCGAAGUAGGCGACUGCACUCACGAGGACAUUGUGUUUGCAGUGAUGGGGGAGAACGUCACCUGCCGCGCGACUGUCAUCAACACGCUACAGCGCAUCAUGUUGCCGGCACCUGUGCAUACGGCGGAGGUGCAGCUCCAGCCUUCAUCAGCGCCGCUGUCAGUCCCACCGAAAAUGUGA
Messenger RNA from Hyaloperonospora brassicae, 1155 nucleotides. Lineage: Eukaryota; Oomycota; Peronosporomycetes; Peronosporales; Peronosporaceae. The record is from the annotation of a GenBank genome assembly.